AUGGAUUUUGAAGCAGCCUACAUCGUUGAUUCAGUGGGGGAAACGCCGACUACAUUCAAGUCGGCGAUGGAAUCAAGCGACUCCGGCAAGUGGAAAGAAGCGUGUGACUCGGAGUUCGAUUCGCUUCAGAGAAACGACACGUGGGAAAUCGUGCCUCUUCCGAAAGGUCGCAAGGCCAUCGGGUGCCGAUGGGUUUUUCGUGUAAAGGAGAAUCAAGAUGGCGAAGUUGAACGUUUCAAGGCAAGACUUGUGGCCAAAGGAUUCUCACAGAAAUUCGGAGUUGACUAUGAAGAAACUUUCGCACCGGUGGCCAAGUUCACAUCGAUUCGUGUGGUGCUCAGUAUGGCGGCUAAGUACGGCCUAAUGCUACAUCAGAUGGACGUCAAGACAGCGUUUCUUAACGGCUCCCUCAACGAAGACAUCUACAUGGACCAGCCGGACGGAUACCUGGAUGCAACACAGCCGGACUAUGUGUGCAAGCUAAAGAGAUCACUCUACGGCUUGAAGCAAUCGCCUCGCAUGUGGAACCAAACAAUCGAUGGGUUCAUGAUCAAGAUGGGAUUCAAGAAGUGCGAAUCGGACCACUGCAUCUACAUCAAGCGAGACGACCAAGACAUGAUUCUCGUGGUGCUCUACGUCGAUGAUCUCAUCCUGGCCAGCAGCAACAACGAACUCCUCAAGUCAACCAAGGUGGCGCUGAGCAAACGCUUCGAAAUGACGGAUCUCGGUGAGCUCGAUUACUUUCUCGGCAUGGAGAUCAAGAACGACCGUAAGACGGGAAUGGUGACUGUACAACAAACCAAGUUUCUCAAGUCCGUGUUAACCAAGUUCGGAAUGGAUAACAGCAAGCCAGUGAAGACGCCUCAAGAUCCCGGCCUGAAGCUAACCAAGAACAUGUGUGAACAAGAAUGCAAGCACGAAGACACCAUGUGCAACGUGCCAUAUCGAAGUGCUGUCGGAGGCAUCAUGUAUCUCAUGGUCGCCACACGUCCGGAUCUAGCUGCUGCAGUGGGAUCAUUAUCCCAGUUCUCGUCCGACCCAUGCCCGACUCACUGGCAAGCUUUGAAGCGUGUGCUGAGAUACCUGCAAGCAACGCCCAAUCAUGGUCUUGAGUUUACACGUGAAGAAGGAAGCCGUAUCUGCGGGUACACCGACGCAGACUGGGCCGGCGACAUUGAGUCAAGACGAAGUACAAGCGGCUAUGUGUUCAUGAUGAGCGGAGGAUGCAUCAGCUGGAAAAGCCAGAAACAACGGACGGUCGCGCUAUCUUCAACAGAAGCAGAAUACAUGGCGCUUUCCGAAGCAACCAAAGAAGCAGUAUGGCUCAAAGUGCUUUUGGGGGAACUUGGUGAGAUGACAAGCGACGAAGCGAUCAAGAUGUAUGAAGACAACCAAGGAUCAAUCGCUCUCGCCAAGAACCCGGAGUUCCAUAAGAGAACAAAACACAUCGACAUACGCUACCAUUUUGUGCGUGAGAAGGUGGAAUCAGGUGAAGUCGUUUUGGAGUAUUGCCCGACUCAAGAUAUGCUGGCAGACAUGAUGACCAAGCCGAUCGCCGCUGUACAAUUUAAAAACAUUCGCGAUCGACUUGGGAUCCAAGGUGCCGCAGCUAACGAGUCGAGAGGGAGUGUUGAAAAGACAGCGGCUGUGAAGAAGACACCUCGUCAAGCUGCGUCAAGUGUUGAAGCAAGUGGAAGACCAAGCUUCGCUAUACCGGUGGGUACCGGUAUGUACCAGUAA
Molecule: messenger RNA, 1740 nt
Organism: Peronospora matthiolae
Lineage: Eukaryota; Oomycota; Peronosporomycetes; Peronosporales; Peronosporaceae
Source: the annotation of a GenBank genome assembly